AUGACUACAUUAAACUUCAGGAUCCUUGUCCCUUUUUCCCAAGAAGAACCCAAUAUAGAAUCUCUAAAAACAUUAGUCGAGUCUUGUGGUGUUAUUGUUCAGUCGAUUCAGAGAACACAAAAUGCUCAAGAAGAGAACUGUGCUGCUGGAAUUAUUUCCGAAUACAGUUUGGACAUCGUAUCUGUCAACGAGUACUGUAUUUCAAAUAGAGAUAAAGUACAGUUGUACGGAGAUUUGCAUUUGAUCCAUCCACCAUUGUUCAUGUCUUUAACUCCUUGGAGGUUGCGUCCCAACCCUUUGCAGCCCUUCAAUAGGCAAUUGAAUGAUGAUAACUUUGAUAUUUUUCAUAUAUGUCCCUUUAAUGUUACCAAAGAUGUGAUUGGGAAAUCAAGUGUUUUACGUGUCAAGUUUCGUGGAUGGGAUGACUUUGAAGACGUUUUGACUUGUUUAAGAUUUCGCUGCGAAAAACUGCCUGUAAAUUUCGUUAAAAUGGAUGUAAUAGAAAAAGAUCCACCUCAAACUCCUGAGGUUAGUUUGCCUCAUUUUGGAUGUGCGUACUUGCUGGAAGCUAUGGUAAAGCGAUCCUUUAAUAUCCUGGAACAAGCAGACAGUGAUACGUCCUUCAGAAAACUAGAGGAACUCUGCGCUUAUGAUCCUAGGUGUCUAGAAAAAGCUCUCAGUGAUGUCCUAUUCGCAAUGGAUUCUGGCAAGUUAAUUAAUUUUUGGAAAACAAUCGAAACACAGUUUGUGCAUUAUAAACGUGAGAAAGGCCCAAGAAGCAUCAACGAAUACGUUGUACCAGCAAAAUGCAGAUUAAUUAGACGCGUCACCUUUACACCCACACGUACCCUUCUGUGGCCAGCGGAAUUAAUGUGUGAGAACAGAAUUCUCAGAAAUUUCGAUUCAGAGUAUUUUUUGCGUGUUACUUUUAGAGAUGACGAUAUGCUAACAAUGAACUUCAGGCGUUAUGAUUUUCAAAUGUUUGUAGAAACCAUCCAGAAGCCGAUGAACUCGGGUCUUAAAAUUGGUUCAAGAAAGUAUGAACUGCUGGCGUGGUCCUCUUCGCAACUUCGUGAACAUGGGGUAUCCAUGUACGCCCGCGAUUCCAAAGGUCGGACUGCAACGGACAUUCGUAAUUGGGUGGAAAUUAGCCCCAAUACAAGUAUGAAUGUACCAAAAUGCUUAGCGAGAAUCGGACAAUGCUUUUCGCAAACAGAAGAUACCCUGCGUGUCCCUUUGGACAACAGGUAUGUUCUAGUUGAGAAUGAUGUAGAAGGUGGAAGGAAUCCUCUUACCUUGAAGCCGUACUGUUUUACUGAUGGGGUUGGAAAAAUUUCGGUGAAGUUAGCUAACCAAGUUAGAAAUAUUCUUCGCCAUGACAAAGAUUGCAGUGCCUUUCAGAUCCGUUACAGUGGAUUUAAAGGAAUGCUGGUGAUAGACCCCACCCUUGAGGAUGCUGAUAUUGUGUUUCGUCAAAGCAUGGAAAAGUUUUGUUCGCGCGGAGACGGGCACACGAAAUUAGAAAUUGCCAAACCAAGCAGCCCAAUAAGACUUCGCUUAAACAGACCGUUGAUAGCCAUUCUUAAUGAUCUGGAUGUACCGCAUGGAGUUUUUUUACGGAUGCAGGAAGAAAUGCUGAAAAUUUUGACUGACAUGUUAAUCGACGAAGAAGUCGCUAGGAAUUAUUUGAAUGCGCGAACACCUUUUAGCGACUUGAAAUUUAAAGAGCUAUCUCAGUCUGGAGUUGGUUUGACUGCGGAGCCAUUUUUCAGAACUCUUUUGCUGGCACUUCAUCGAUAUUACAUUGACCUUGUGAAAACAAAGGCAAACAUUGAUGUAGAUCCUUCAGAAGGGAGGAAUAUGUUUGGAGUAAGUGAUGAAACAGGAAUGCUUAAUUACGGGGAGGUUUUUGUCCAAUAUUCGAGAGAUGUAACAAAUAAUGUGACAACACCAGACGAUGCCAUUAUAUUGACAGGUCCAGUGAUGGUAACUAAAUGUCCAUGUGUCCAUCCUGGUGAUGUUCGCAAAUUUACCGCAGUUGAUGUUCCCGCUCUCCGUCACAUAGUUGACUGCAUUGUGUUUCCACAGAGAGGGCCAAGACCACACCCUGACGAAAUAUCUG
Uloborus diversus is the source of this 2122-nucleotide messenger RNA. RefSeq lists its product as uncharacterized. Gene Ontology annotation, molecular function: RNA-directed RNA polymerase activity. Lineage: Eukaryota; Metazoa; Arthropoda; Arachnida; Araneae; Uloboridae. The annotation marks the transcript as partial. The transcript has 6 exons. Gene Ontology annotation, biological process: siRNA processing. The record is from RefSeq and is a predicted model, not a curated record. Gene Ontology annotation, cellular component: nuclear RNA-directed RNA polymerase complex.